AAACUCAGAGACAGUUUCACUUGCCUGGGCUGCACCAAGUUGAGUUCCCUUCCUGAACAAAUGGGAGCUUCCUUGGAACGUGGAGGACGCAGAGGAUUAUAAUUGUUUUCAAGGUGUGUUUCCAGGAAAUUUCCCUGAGAACUUUAACCUCCAGAAGAUCAGUGGAAUUUGAUCUGAAGCACUUCUAGAAAAGUCUAAGGCCUGGAACAGAGGCGACCAGGACGGAGGAAGGGCCUGGGACGUUGGGGUGCCCCGUCUCCUUAGUCUCUAACCCACGGCCCCCACCUGCUGUCUCAGGCCGGCCAUGACAGCGCAAGGCCAAAGUCUGAGUUCAGAUGAUUACUGUCAAAUGGACUUUCGAGGGAAGCUUCUGAUUAUAGAUUCGAACCUCGGAGAUCAAGAUGUGGAGCGCUUGAAGUUUCUCUGCCGAGACCACAUCUCCUCCAGGAGCCUGGAGAGGUCCAACUCGGCCGUGGAUAUUUUUGAUCAGCUGAUGACAGAGGAGCUGCUGAGUGAAGAAGACACUUUCUUCCUAGCGGAGCUUCUGUACACCAUCAAGCAGAAUUCCCUGCUAAGGCACCUCCACUACACCAAGGAGCAGGUGGCAUGCUUGCUGCCCACCCGCCGGAAGGUCUCCCUGUUCAGAAACCUGCUGUAUGAACUGUCAGAAGACAUCAGCUCCGAAAACUUAAAGGGGAUGACCUUCCUUCUGAGGGAGUCCAUUCCUAGAGUCCAGAUGACCUCUCUAAGUUUGCUGUCAUAUCUGGAGAAACAAGAUCAAAUAGAUGAAGAUAAUCUGACGUUACUGGAGGAUGUCUGCAAAAAAAUUGCACCUAACCUUAUGAGAAAGAUAGAAAAAUAUAAAAGAGAGAAAGCCUCCCAGGUGGUGACCCCUCCCUCAGCCGAGGAAACUGAGUCAUUGCCUCAAGGAAAGGAGGAACUAUUUUCCCCAUCGGACAUUAAACAUCUCCUUGGAAGCUUACAGGAGGGGUCCCAGCAAGAUGAACAUGCAGGGAGUAACGGUGAGACAGCAACUCCGGUCUCCGUGGAGCUGUUGGGAGCAUCUGUUGAGACUCUAACUUCUAAAUCCAGCACAAAGGAGACAGCUGUGUACAGGAUGGACCGGAAUCACAGGGGGUUUUGUGUUGUUGUCAACAACCACAGAUUCACCUCGAUGUCAGAAAGACCAGGAACCCAUAAAGAUGCUGAAUGUCUGAGGCGCGUGUUUGAGUGGCUGGGGUUCAGCGUCCAUGUGUAUGUCGAUGUGACUAAAGUCCACCUCAUGCAGGUUCUGCAGAAAUAUCAGAGUCACCCAGGCCAUGCUGAUGGAGACUGCUUUGUGUUCUGUGUGCUGACCCACGGGGAAUUUGGAGCCAUCUACUCCUCUGAUGGGGACCUCAUUCCCAUUCGGGAGAUCCUGUCUCAUUUCACAGCCCAGCAGUGCCCCGGUCUGGCGCACAAACCCAAACUCUUUUUCAUCCAAGCCUGUCAAGGUGAAGAGAUACAACCCUCCGUAUCCAUUGAAGCAGAUGCUGUAAAUCCUGAGCUCAAGGCCCCUCUCCUUAAGGACAGCAUUCCUGUCGAGGCGGAUUUCCUUCUUGGCCUGGCCACUGUCCCUGGCUACGUGUCAUUUCGGCAUGUGAAGGAAGGUAGCUGGUAUAUCCAGUCUCUUUACAAUCAUCUGAAGGACUUGGUCCCAAGACGCGAAGAUAUCUUAUCCAUUCUCACCGCCGUCAACAAUGAUGUGAGCCGACAAGUGGACAAACGUGGAAGCAAAAAACAGAUGCCUCAGCCUGCUUUCACACUACGUAAAAAAGUCGUAUUCCCUGUGCCACAGGAAGAGCUUUUAUUGUAGCAGCGAAUUCUGAUCGACUUAAGACUUGAGAGGAUCCUUUGGCCAUCGCUCCAACUUCCCCACUCAUCAUAGAAAUUAGUGACAGAUGGUGAGCUGGCCUCCGACUGUCAUUCUAAUAAUAGAAAAGGUCCUAUUUUCUGCCACAACAAAUUCUGUUUUUUUUUUUUUUUCUUUUCUUCUUUUUGAUAUGCCACACAUAUGGCUCAAAUCUGCUGUUUCUGUGGCUGUGGUGAUUCACCCCCAACCUGGGAACUUCCUUUUUCUUUUCUUUCUUUCUUUUUUUUUCUGUCUUUUCAGGGCCAUACCAGCGGCAUAUGGAGGUUCCCAGGCUAGGGGUCUAAUUGGAGCUGUAGCUGCCUGCCCACGCCACAGCCACAGCAACAGCAACACCAGAUCCGAGCUGCAUCUGCGACCUACACCACAGCUCAUGACAACGCCCGGAUCCUUAACCUAUUGAGCGAGGCCAGGGAUUGAACCCACAACCUCAUGGUUCUUAGUUGGAUUCAUUUCUGCUGCCCCAGGACGGGAACUCCCCAACCUGGGAACUUCCAUGUGCCACAGACGCAGCUAUAAAACAACAACAACAACAAAAAGUUAGAAAACUUUCUUUAUUGAAGCCUUGGAUUGUUGUUUGUUUGUUUGUUUAGUGCUGCAUCUGUUGUAAAUGGAAGUUUCCAGGUCCCCAGGUGAGGGGUCACAUCAGAGCUGCAGCUGGGGCCACAGCCACAUGGGAUCUGAGCCACAUCUGAGACCUACACUGGCAGCUCGCAGCAACACCGGAUCCUUAAUCCACCGAUCGAGGCCAGGGAUUGAAUCUGCAUCCUCAUGGGAACAAUACCAUGCCCUUAACCCAUUGAGCCACAACAGGAGCUCCAGCCUUGGAUUGUGGUCUUGAAUUUAGUUGUGUACCCUGAGAAAAAAGUAAUUGUUCUUUGUUUGUGGAUCUGUGAAGGAAGUGGUGGAACAGGUAUAUUUUAAGGUUCCUUUUAGCUCAGAACCACUGUUCAUGGCCUUGACUGAGCUUAGGUGUCCUUUCUAUAUGCCCAUCCCUUGGUAUAAUUUUGUAUCCUCUCUGCGCCUUGUUUUAGACACUGGAUGGUGGCAUAGUCAUGGUUCACCGACUCUGCCCUCCCUAAAAUGUGGUUUGUGCCAUGCCCUUGUCCUGCUUUAGUGGCAGGAAUGGGCUCCUCAGGAGCUGUUUCUCUUGGGCUGAGAACAGGGUUGGCUCUAGGAAGAUGACAGCUCGAUGUGAAGAGAGACCCUCAGCUCCUCUGGGGACAGACGUUUUGACAAAUUUGCAUUAAAUUCCAUGUUGUGUUAAAUUCCACCAGCUUCAGAUACCCGUGACACAACAACCCAUCUCAAACCGCCUAAAGCUCAGAAGCAAAUUAAUUGCCUCUUUCCCUUGAAAACACAUCAACAGGAGACUGGCUUCAUGUGAGGCUUGAAUCAGGACUAAAUCUGCCAAACAGCAUCUCUCAGCCAGCGUCCUCCGGGUUGGCAGCCGACUGGCGUCAGUACCUCGCCUUAACGCCACACUCUCUGCUUCUCUGGCCCAAAGUGUUGAAGAGAGAGGCAGCCUCAGGUACCAGGGCUGUUCACAGGGCUCAUUGCUCCCUCUUUAGCCAGAGCAGUGUCUGACUAUGCCUUUGGUGGCUCUGUAUGGAAGCCUUGAUACUUGAAGGUUUUGAACACUUCUAUGUACUGAACUUUUUUUUUUUUUUUUAAUUUCAAGAGGAAUUUUUAAUUCUUGGAAGGAAUUAGAUGUUAAUUCCUGGAAAGAGGGGAGAUUAAAAAUCCCGUGGUUAAGGAUGCAUUUGCAGACCAAGAAGCCGAAACUCAAGGAGACAGAGUGAUUUUGCUACAGCCUCCAGGCAAUUAUUGUUUACAGCAUUUUAUUUCCUACUUAACUGAACUGGAAUGUCAUGAGUCAUAAGAGGACUCUGAAUGCUUCUUGGAAACGCAUGCCCUCAUGAAAGAUGUCAAGGAGUGAUGAAGAAAAAUAACUCAGUGAUGCUUGAUGUCUGACAAAUUUGCAAUGAGAGAUAUUCCUAAGAACAUUGUUAUAAUGUAGCCAGUUAUCAUAUGGAUUUGAAUGUAGGUGGUCCAAGGAAGCAAAUCUCAUAUAUAUGUCAGGAUAAUCUUCCAGAACCAUGUUUAUACAAGUCAAAGCUAACUACUAGUGGGUAUAGUCUUUGCCCAGGUGGGUAUACACAGGACUGUUGGCCAUUUAACAGUCCUUUGCAAAUGAAGGAUGGUUUGGAACAAAAGAAGGAGCAAAGGAUCCAGAGAGAGAAGCUUUAGGUUUCUGUUGUACAUAUGCUGUGACCUUCUUGCUCUGAGACACUAAAUCUAGGUUUUUUUUUUUUGUCUUUUUAGGGCUGUACCCAUAGCUUAUGGAGAUGCCCAGGUUAGGGGUCGAAUCAGAGCUGCAGCCGCCAGCCUACACCACAGCCACAGCCACAGCCAUGCCAGAUCCAAGCUGCAUCUGCGACCUAUACCACGGCAAUACCGGAUCCUUAACCCACUGAGCGAGGCCAGGGAUCCAACCUGCAUCCUCAUGGAUACUAGUCAGAUUCGUUUCCGUUGAGCCACGACGGGAACUCCCUCAAGUUAGUUUUUUUGAACCUUAUCUAUAAAGCAGAGAAAGCAUUAUCUGUUGGGAGGAUUAAGUUUUGAACUUAAUUGUGCAGCACUGAAUAUAAGGCUUAUGUUAGCAGAGUCUUCUGGUAGUAACCUAAAUGGAAAUUGCAUUGCUUUGCAUCUAAUUCCAUCUGACUUUUAGCCUCAAAUCAACACUAGCAGCACCCACUGACAUUCUCUGAAUGAGGAACUACAGGGCCAGCUCUUGGCUUGGAGUCCACUGGACAAAAUACUGUUGGGGACUCCUGAAUCAGAAGCGUGUGGGGCUUGAUGUCGAAGUCCUGGUCUAUUUUAUAUUUCUGUUUUACUGGAACUUAGUGCUUGUGCAAGGUUAAAUUCUGGAAUCAGGAAACUUUCCAUGAAUUUUCUUUCCAGAGGCCUCCAGGAAGGGCUAGAGGAACCACUAGACAUUUAUGUCUGUGUGUCAUGGGUCUGUACAGACACCAGGGGUGCAAUCAUUCUGACUCAUUUUUCCUAAAUGGAGCAUGUACACACUUCUGUGUGUGUGUGUGUGUGUGUGUGUGUGUGUUUGUGAAUUUAGAGUCCAGAGAUGAGAGGAUGUGAUUUGGUCACAGCUACUUGACAGCUGGUACAGCCAUUGUCUAUGCAGACAUUUAUGAUGAAAGUGGGUGGAUGGAGGAAAGUGUCUGUAUAUUUUGCCCCAGUUUUGCUCACCUUUCUAGAGCUGUAAUUAAUUUUUUCUUUCUUUUCUUUUUUUUUUUCUCCCCCAAAAGUUUGGCUUCUCCCAAGCAAAAUGAAGGAUAUGGAAACUUUGAUGUUGGAUAUGCACAUGUUGGUUAUUUAAUAAUGAUGCUUCUGGUGUUUAUCAUUAUUAGAAAUAUUAAUCACUACAAUGUCCUACUGGCUCUACUUCAGAUUCUCACCGAGGUGAUGGGCGUGGGGUGAUAGCAUGGUAUUUCCUUUGGUAAUAUGUUAGAUUCUCCCAGUGCUCAGGUAAUUUAAACUUAGAAGCAACUGUGACAUUGCGGUUACUGACCAAUUAGAAGAGGCACUGAUCAGUUUAACACAACAGUGAAUGAGGCUGAAUAGCAGCCCUUUAUUAAAAGUCAAAUCUCCACUGAGGUGAACCAAAUUAGACAUUUACCUCCUUUUCUUUUUUCUUUUUCCUUUUUUUUCCAUACUCUUAAUUUUAUAACGUUUGCAGUUCUACAACAAUCAUCAUAACCCAAUUUUAUAGCAUUUCCAUCCCAAACCCCCAGCCCAUCCCCCCACCCCUAGCCUGUCUCCUUUGGAAACUGUAAGUUUUUCAAAGUCUGUGGGUCAGUAUCUGUUCUGCAAAGAAAUUCAUUGUGUCCUUUUUUUAGAUUUCACAUGUAAGCAAUAGCAUAUGAUGUUGGUGUCUCACUGUCUGAUUAACUUCACGUAGCGUGAUCAUUUCUAGGUCCAUCCGUGUUGCUUCAGAUGCUGUUAUUUCUUUCCUUUUAAUGGCUGAGUAAUAUUCCAUUGUGUAUAUGUACCAUAUUUUCUUGAUCCACUCCUCUGUCGAUGGGCAUUUAGGUGGUUUCCAUGUCUUGGCUGUUGUAUACAGUGCUGCAGUGAACACUGGAGUACAUAUAUCUUUCCGAGUCGUGGUUUCCUCUGGAUAGACGCCCAGGAGUGGGAUUGUUGGAAUAGACAUUUACAUCAUUUUAUAGAAAGCCUGUGUACUAUAUCUGAGUCGCAAAAUUUUCUAGGUCGGAUACUUGCUGAAUGAUCUAGUCAAGUUGUCUUCAACCUGGAAUUUUUUGGCCCUUAGGUUUUUGUGGAUUUAUUCUCAGGGGCUGGGAGUCCUCUAUCUUCAUUUUUAAAUAUUUUCAUUCCUUUGGGUGCUUAUCUUUAAAAAUUAAUAUAAGUGCACUUCUCUGUUGUAUGAUUGCUUCAUAUGUGAGCAUUACCGCAUAACUUCCGUGCUCACAUCUAGGAGCCCACAGAAAGCGAUUAACUUUACAUUGCACUUUUAAUGUAGCAUGGAUUAGAGUCCAUGGCUGGGGGGGCCUUCGGUUUACUGUCGGGUAUCAGGGGUUAAACUGUUUGAAACCUAUUCCAACCAUCCUCUUAUUUAUGACAGAUCCCUUCUUUACCAUCCCUCCCCGCUGCUUACGUCUUCCAACAGGGAACUUACAGCACACGCAGACUCGUGGAUUUGGGUGUUUAUGUCAUGAAUUUGAGAGACCCUGUGGUCCUUCAGAGGGUUAAACUUAUCCAAAUCUCACAGCUGUAGCGGAGGAUUUGCAAUCCUGUGUCUCUCUUGCUCUGCAAUCCUGCCACCUGGUUUCACCUGUGAACCACUUUAAUUAUCUUUUUCUCUGUUGGACUUGAAUCUGCCCCUCUGAAUGUACUUUAAGCCACUGAGGCUCAUUCUAACUCUGAAGCCAUACCAAACAAGUCUAACAAUUGUCUGGUGACGGAUAUGUCAUAUGUAACAAGUUUUUGUUUGUUUGUUUAUUUGUUUUAACUUUUUUAUCUGAUAGGCGCUGGAUCUUGUCAAAAGUCUAUAAUUUGCUCUUAAGGAUGUAGUAAGAAUAUAGUGACAGAUUUGUAUCUUUAAACAGAAACUAAGUUUCUGAAAGUGAAACCCUUUUAAAAAAGGCACUAAUGGAGUUCCUGUCGUGGCGCAGUGGUUAAUGAAUCCGACUACGAACCAUGAGGUUGCGGGUUCGGUCCCUGCCCUUGCUCAGUGGGUUAACGAUCCGGCGUUGCCGUGAGCUGUGGUGUAGGCUGCAGACGCGGCUCGGAUCCUGCGUUGCUGUGGCUCUGGCGUAGGCCCGUGGCUGCAGCUCCGAUUCAACCCCUAGCCUGGGAAUCUCCAUAUGCCGCGGGAGCGGCCCAAGAAAUAGCAACAACAACAACAACAAAAAGACAAAAGACAAAAAAAAAAAAAAAAAAAAAGGCACUAAGGAGGAGUUCCCUCGUAGGGCAGGGGGGUAAGGACCUUGUGUCAUCACUGCAGUGUCUUGGGUUGCCGCUGUUGCAUGGGUUCAGUCCCUGGCCUGGGAACUUCCACAUGCCAUGGGCAUGGCCAAAAGAAAUACAAACAACCAUUUUUUUUUUUUUUCUUUUUUAAAGUGUUUGGCUGCACCCGCAGCAUGUAGAAGCUCCAGGGCCAGGGAUCAAACCAGAGCAGAAAUAGCACCUAGGCCACAGGGGAAGUCCAUAGACAAUUAUUUCUUGACACAACUUUUGCAUAUAUGAAAUUUUAAAAGAGUUUUUCUAGUAAAAUUUUUUACUAGUAUUAUUAUUUUUUCUUUUUCUUUUUAGGGCUACACUCGAGGCAUAUGGAAGUUCCUAGGCCAGGGGUCUAAUCGGAACAGCAGCUGCUGGCCUACACCACAGACACAGCAACCUGAGAUCCGAGCCGCGUCUUCAACCUACACCACAGCUCAGGGCAAUGCCAGAUCCUUCACCCACUGAGUGAGGCCAGGGAUAGAACUCAUAUCCUCAUGGAUCCUAGCUGGGUUUGUUAACGAAGAGAACUCCCUAAAUUUUACUUUUUAAACUUAUUUUUGAAUAGGUACUAUAUUUACAUUGUUCAAAGAUAAGAAGAUAUGAAAAGAUGUUUAGGAAAUGUCUUGCCCUCAUUUCUGUCCACUGCACAUUCGGUCCUCCCUCCUCCUCAUCCCACAGAUGAUCUCAGGGUUUCCUAAUGCAAGUGCAGACACCGAAUACAAACUCUGUGCCUUUUAAAAUAUGUAUCUCUUGAAACAAAUUCCAUACACUGUGAAGUUCACAUCUCAUUUGGUCUUAUUUAAGAUGAUUCUGUUCAAUUCUAUACAGUUCGAGAAUGGGAAUAACUACGAGCUUUGUGGACUGAGUGCUUGUGCAUAGUAGUGAUUGCCUUACCAAUAAAUAUAUUUUUUCUCCUUUUUACCUUUGA
Sus scrofa (pig) is the source of this 8372-nucleotide messenger RNA. NCBI's taxonomy places the organism in Eukaryota, Metazoa, Chordata, Mammalia, Artiodactyla, Suidae. The record is from RefSeq and is a predicted model, not a curated record.